Bicyclus anynana (squinting bush brown) is the source of this 4578-nucleotide messenger RNA. RefSeq names its product beta-glucuronidase. Gene Ontology annotation, biological process: glucuronoside catabolic process; carbohydrate metabolic process. Gene Ontology annotation, molecular function: beta-glucuronidase activity; carbohydrate binding. The transcript has 13 exons. Lineage: Eukaryota; Metazoa; Arthropoda; Insecta; Lepidoptera; Nymphalidae. The coding region runs from base 260 to 2254 and encodes 664 amino acids. The record is from RefSeq and is a predicted model, not a curated record.
ACAACCAGCCAGUCCGGCAACUGGCGUGGCAUAGAGAACGCGCUCACGUUCGAAUUUUAAAUUUCGCGUGAGGGAAAUUCGCGCGAAACUUUGCAAUAGAAUUUAUUAAAUAUUUAUUUUAUACGUAUUAAUUUUAAUAUUAAUUAAUGUAGUGGUACUGUAAAAGAAAUAUGUAAUCAAGUGAAAAUAUCGUAUAAUUAAACAUUUCGCGAGUUUUACAUUUUUUCACAGAUUUCUCGCAGAAAGUAAAUCGUAAAUAAUGUUAACGAAUACUUCAAGUUUGCUUCUCUUCUCAACCAUUAUCCUAAAACUCGCCGAUGCAACGGUGCCUGGCACAGCAAGCGCAAAUGAGAUCACCCAAAAAGCACAAAAGAAAACCCCAAACCCUGGCGGGGCUUUAUACCCCCAAGAAACAAUAACAAGAUCCAUAAGAAACCUAGAUGGUAUAUGGAACUUCAGACGGUCGCCUGUGGACCCAGAAUACGGAUAUCGGAACGGCUGGUACGAGCAAGACCUUGAAAAGACGGGGCCAGUAAUCCCCAUGCCAGUGCCGUCUUCGUACAACGACGUGGGGGAGGAGGCUUCGCUGCGAGACCACGUAGGGCUGGUCUGGUACGACAGGCGCUUCCACGUGCCCAUAUGGUGGCUCCGGGCGGAACAGCGGGUUUGGCUACGAUUCAGCAGUGUCCAUUACGCUGCCCAAGUAUGGGUGAACAGCAAACCGGUGAGCUACCAUGAAAUCGGUCACCUACCGUUCGAGGCCGAGAUCACUGACCUCAUUCACUACAACAGCAGUAACCUCCUCACCGUCGUUGUUGACAACACAUUACUCAGCGACACAGUUCCUCAAGGCACCAUUCGGGAUAUAUUUGUUGGGACAACAAAAGUGCGACAAGAGCAGACAUACACAUUCGAUUUCUUCAACUACGCCGGCAUCCACCGCUCGGUGUUUCUCUACACCACGCCGCAGCAGUACAUCGACGACGUCAUCGUCAAUACUGAUAUCCAGGGGCUUACAGGUUUCGUUGUAUACAACGUAACAUACAAGGGUACUUCCAACGUUAACUGCCUUAUCCAAUUGUUUGAUAAGGACGGCUUGCAAGUGGCUGGAGCUAACGAAUGCGCCGGCCUUUUGGAGAUUGGCAACGCCAAUUUCUGGUGGCCUUACCUCAUGCAUUCCUCUCCUGGUUACUUAUACACUUUGAAGGCAUCCCUCAUAGGCCAGUUAGGAGAAAUUCUAGACACUUACAAUCUGAAAGUGGGCAUCAGGACUGUCACUUGGAGCAACACAACAAUCUACCUCAACGACAAGCCCAUUUACUUGAGAGGGUUUGGCAUGCACGAAGAUUCAGACCUCCGUGGUAAAGGCUGGGACCCAGUGCUGUGGGUGAAGAACUUCAAUUUAAUAAAAUGGGUGGGAGCGAACGCAUUCCGCACAUCACACUACCCCUACGCCGAGGAGAUCUACCAGAUGGCCGACGAGCAGGGCAUCAUGAUCAUUGACGAGUGUCCCAGCGUUGACACUGAUAUAUUCACAGAUACCCUUCUGGAGAAGCACAAGCAGUCGCUAACGGAACUAAUUCGUCGAGACAAGAACCAUCCGAGUGUGAUCAUGUGGUCCAUUUCCAAUGAGCCACGGUCCAACAACUUCAAGGCUGACUCCUAUUUUAAAAAAGUUGUGAAGCAUGUAAAAUCUAUGGAUUUAUCAAGGCCCGUGACGAUUGCCAUUUCUCAAGGUUAUUUAAAUGAUAAAUCUGGUCAAUACUUAGAUGUGAUUUGCUUCAACCGAUACAACGGCUGGUACGCAAGCACCGGCCAGCUCCUCAACAUAGCUAGCAACGUGGUGGAAGAGGCUACGGCGUGGCAUCGCAAGCACAACAAGCCCGUCAUCAUGAGCGAAUAUGGCGCCGACACGCUUGCUGGGCUGCAUUUGCUGCCAGAGUUCGUGUGGUCGGAGGAAUAUCAAGUCGCUUUGCUCUCGGAACACUUCAAAGCUUUCGAUCAACUUCGUCACGCCGGUUUCUUCUCCGGAGAGCUCAUUUGGAACUUUGCAGACUUCAAAACUGCACAGACAAUAACACGAGUAGGCGGCAACAAGAAGGGUAUCUUCACACGGGAGAGACAGCCCAAAGCUUCAGCUCACCACUUGAGAGCAAGAUAUCUAUCACUUGCAGCCGCCGACAAUGGAGCGCCCGCGCCUGAUGUUGCAUACUACGUCAGUGACAACAAACCUGCCGUCCACAUUGAAUUAUAACAGUACUAGCAGACGCGCACGACUUCGUCCGCCCGUAGACCUCCUUAAUCCGGCCCCCUCGCAAAAUCCGUGUUAGCGGACCGGUACUAUCUAAAAACUGCCUCCCUGCUAAAUUUCGUCUUUGUACGUCGGUUUUUGAGAUUUCGUGAUGAAUGACCUUUCGCAUUUAUAUAUUAAGAUAUAUAAAUGGUAAUAUUAUAAAAGUAUAAUUAUAUACAAUGGUAAUAGUAAAAUAUUUGCCAACAGUUCAGUAACAGUAAAACAAUUGCCCAAACUUUUACUUUUAAAUUAUUGUCAAUUUAGGCAAACAUAGAGGUAAAUACAUACCUACCUUCUAUUCCUUUAAUCGCAUCAAAAUGUUGAUCGAUAUUGAUUGUUGAUGGUUUAAUUCGAGAUCCAAAUGAGAGAUAGAAUAGAAUGAAUUGUGGAUGAUUUCACUUUGAGUGACAUUUUGAAUGUCCAUAGCAAGUGUAAAAUGCAACUUAUGUGUUUUAGACAUUACACAUAGUUAUUUUAUUUUUCGAAGACUGUUUCGCUUUGAAUGUAUGUGGAUACUAAAGUACCGCCAGCACAGCAUAAACGCAUUGUUAGACUAUUUAAAGUUAUAACAGAAAUAGCCGUAUGAUAUUAUUAUAAAAAACUCGUUUACAAAAAUAAACAUUACUUAGCAACUUUCAGGCAGACGAUCCUUACUAUUUCUACAAUACAAACCAAAAAAUACGCGUCGAAUUGAGAAGAUUACGUUUUUGUGCGCAACCUAUUCUGCGCACCUUUCACUGUGCGCUGCCGCCAACAGCGUACGCACGGGGAGAGGUCGCGGAGGGGGUCGGGCGACCGUGCACCGUCGCUCCGAGGACAUAUGCACUAUAGGCACUUUCAUGCAUAGGACGCCCACAGUGGUCCUUCGAGCCGGAUCACUGUGGGCAUCGGAAUGUGACGCUUGUUGUUAAAAUAGAAUACUUUAAACUGACUGACAAGUAAACAUCGAAUUAAGAGUAUGUGCGAUUCGGUGGUCGACAUUCAUGCCUCCGUGGCGCAGUGGUAGGCGCGGUGGAUAUACAAGACGGAGGUCCUAGGUUCGAUCCCCGGCUGGGCAGAUUGAGAUUUUCUUAAUUUGUCCAGGUCUGGCUGGUGGGAGGCUUCAGCCGUGGUUAGUUACCACCAUAACGGCAAAGACGUACCGCCAAGCGAUUUAGCGUUCCGGUACGAUGCCGUGUAGAAACCGAAAGGGGUGUGGAUUUUCAUCCUCCUCCUAACAAGUUAGCCCGCUUCCAUCUUAGACUGCAUCAUCACUUACCAUCACGUGAGAUUGUAGUCAAGGGCUAACUUGUAAAGAAUAAAAAAAAAAAUGCGAGUGCCUAAUGCAUACGUCCUCGGUGUACGGUCCGGCCGUCUCCUCCUGUGUGUCGUAUGGUGCUGAGAUACCUACCCAUAUAAUUUACGUUUAGAUGAUAGAAUUAAUCAAGAAUAAAAUGAUAAAAUUGAAAACAAACUUAAUGGAUUGGUAAGUAUUGAUUACGACUAAAUUAUAUAGGUAAAGCCAGCUACACACCGUCAAGUGUGCAGCGCGCUUAAGGAUGUAGACAAAAUAGUAAGGUACGUUGCCUCCUCGUAGCUGUCCUGAUAAAAAAUAUUUUGAUACAAAAAAUAUAAAACAACACUUACUCAUAAAACUUGUGAGGAGAUUUUUCCUUUGUGUUUGGCAUUACUUACUGGUAAAUAGAUAGGCAUAUAGGCAUAGACGUCUUAGAAAGUCCAGACACCGUCUCCUGAACUAAAUAGUGACCCACCUCAAUUCAGACAGUUCGCAUAUACUUAAUUACGCACUUACACGUACACACCGACAAGCAUACAAUGCACAUAAUUUAAUUAUACACACAAAGACCGCCAUUAAUUUCCUAUAGGUAUCUGGCAAUUCACUUGACAGUCACACAUAGACACUCGGCACAUUAUGGUGCUUCUUGAUUGACUUAGAUAUACCGUCUGCCUAUUUUAAAAGUCUAUGCAGGAAAAUAAGUAGAUAGGUAGUUAAUAUUAUGUAUAAAAGUUAUGAAAUAUUUUAUGCCCACCAACAGUAACUUAAAAUAUCGAAAAUGAUGUUUAUACCUAUAGAAAAUAAUAAAAUAUAAUAGUUAUAUAAAUGUAUUUUAUAGAAUAUUAAAUAUUUUGAAUGUAUUUAGAUAAAAUGUGUUAUUUUCAUAGAAUUAAUUUAUGUUACCUAACUACAUCGUUGUUAAUUUUAUGUUGUACUGAGUGAAAAUAAAUGUAUGUAAUGCUGUUGUAAAUAUUUAUUGCGAAUAAUUAAUUAAAAGUACAAAAACAAA